Sinocyclocheilus grahami is the source of this 3442-nucleotide messenger RNA. RefSeq names its product liprin-alpha-2-like. The record is from RefSeq and is a predicted model, not a curated record. Gene Ontology annotation, cellular component: presynaptic active zone. Gene Ontology annotation, molecular function: protein binding. The transcript has 27 exons. Lineage: Eukaryota; Metazoa; Chordata; Actinopteri; Cypriniformes; Cyprinidae. Gene Ontology annotation, biological process: synapse organization. The coding region runs from base 1 to 3183 and encodes 1060 amino acids.
AUGAAUUAUCUGAAAUCGCUCUUCGAGCAUCAUAAAGCUCUGGAUGAAAAAGUGCGUGAAAGGUUACGGGUGGCUCUUGAAAGGGUGACUACAUUAGAAGGACAGCUGGUAGCCGCCACUCAGGAGGUGGUCAUGUUGAGACAGAGAAAGGAUGGACAGGCGGAUGGGGAUGCUGUGGACAGGAUGGACAGCUCUAAACCUACAUGGAAGAGGCUUCCCAAUGGCUCCAUCGAUGCCCAUGACGACACCAGCAGGUCUCUGGAGCUGCAGGAACUCCUGGAUAAGGCCAAUAAGGAGCUGGGCCAAAACAGAGAGCGGAUCAGCAGCCUGACCAAUCACAUGUCUGAGCUUGAGAUGGAACUGGCUACCGCCCGCAAAGACCUACUGAAGAGCGAGGAGAUGAGUGCCAAGCACCAGAGGGACAUACGCGAGGCGAUGGCACAGAAGGAGGACAUGGAGGAGCGAAUCACAACAUUAGAAAAGCGUUACCUGGCCGCCCAGAGAGAAACCACCUCAAUCCAUGACCUGAACGACAAGCUAGAGAACGAGCUGGCCACCAAGGACUCACUUUACCGACAGAGCGAGGAGAAGGUGCGGCACCUCCAAGAAUUGCUGGAGUUGGCGGAACAACGGCUACAGCAAACUAUGAGGAAGGCGGAGACUCUGCCCGAGGUGGAGGCUGAACUGGCCCAGAGAGUGGCCGCCCUCACCAAGGCGGAGGAGAGACAUGGCAACAUCGAGGAGCGUUUGCGCCAACUGGAGGCCCAGCUGGAAGAGAAGAACCAAGAGCUGGGCAGGGCUCGGCAGAGGGAGAAAAUGAACGAGGAGCAUAACAAGCGUCUGUCUGACACUGUGGACCGUCUUCUCACAGAGUCCAAUGAACGGCUUCAGCUGCACCUGAAGGAGCGCAUGGCUGCGCUGGAGGACAAGAAUGCACUCAUCCAUGACCUGGAGAAUUCCCAAAAACAACUGGAAGAGUUCCAUCACAACAAGGAGAGGCUUAUUGGGGAGAUUGAGAAGUUACGGGCUGAACUCGAUCAUCUGAAGCGCAGGACCGGUGCGUUUGGAGACGGAACACAUCCUAGGUCUCAUCUUGGCAGUGCCACAGACCUGCGCUUCUCAGUGGUGGAAGGUCAGGGAGAUCACUACUCCUCCACAGGGGUCAUACGUCGGGCUCAGAAAGGUCGACUGGUGGCACUCAGGGAUGAACCCACCAAGAUCCUGCCGAUGGUGGAGCAGGAUUGGGAUCGCUCUCAGUCCUCCAGCUUGCGAGCCAGCCGUACUCACCUGAUGGGAAGCGACACUGAGCUGUCUGACCUGGACGAUGAAGACCGUGAGACCAUAUUCAGCUCAGCCGAUAUGCUGUCUCCCAGUGGGCACUCAGAUGCCCAGACGCUUGCCCUCAUGCUGCAAGAACAGCUGGAUGCCAUCAAUGAGGAGAUCAGGUUGGGAAUGAUCCAGGUAGAGAGGGAAUCAGCAGAGCUCCGGGCGGAUGAGAUCGAGAGUCGAGUAAACAGCGGCAGCAUGGAUGGCCUGAAUGUGACACUGCGGCCACGCUCCUCCAUCCCCACCUCCGUCACUGCCCUCUCUCUGGCCAGUUCAUCACCCCCCGUUAGCGGCAGAUCCACACCUAAACUGACGUCCGGUUCAGCAGCCCACGAGUUGGGCAUCAUGACCCUGCCUAGUGAUUUAAGGAAACAUCGCAGACGAGUGGCUUCUCCUGUGGAGGCCCGAGAAGACAAGGCCACCAUCAAGUGUGAGACGUCGCCCCCUUCCUCCCCCCACAGUCUCAGACUAGACCAAAUGAACUUCGCUCAGCUAACAGGAAGCCUUGAGGAUGGCCGAGGGGGCAACAAAAAGAAGGGCAUAAAGUCGUCUAUCGGCCGUCUCUUUGGCAAGAAGGAGAAAUCACGUUUAGAUCAGCCUUUGAGCAAGGAUGGCCAGAUGACACCACCUGCCAUUCCAGAUUUCGAGAUGGGCAUUGGAGAUACCAUGACCUUGAGCAAACUGGGCACACAGGCAGAGCGAGACCGCAGGAUGAAGAAAAAACAUGAACUGCUGGAGGAUGCUAGGAGGAAAGGGCUUCCUUUUGCUCAGUGGGACGGCCCAACUGUGGUCUCCUGGCUCGAGCUGUGGGUGGGCAUGCCAGCUUGGUACGUGGCAGCGUGUCGUGCCAACGUGAAGAGCGGCGCCAUCAUGUCGGCACUGUCAGACACAGAGAUUCAGCGAGAGAUCGGCAUCAGUAACCCGCUGCAUCGGUUGAAGCUGAGGCUGGCCAUUCAAGAAAUGGUGUCACUGACGAGUCCGUCAGCUCCUCUCACCUCACGCACAUCUUCCGGAAAUGUGUGGGUGACUCAUGAGGAGAUGGAAAACAUGGCAUCCUCGACCAAAAUGGAGAAUGAGGAAGGAAGCUGGGCUCAGACGCUAGCAUAUGGUGACAUGAACCAUGAGUGGAUUGGGAACGAGUGGCUGCCCAGUCUCGGCCUGCCUCAGUACCGCAGCUACUUCAUGGAGUGCUUGGUGGACGCUCGUAUGCUGGACCACCUUACUAAGAAAGACCUGCGGACACAUCUCAAGAUGGUGGACAGCUUCCACCGGGCUAGUUUGCACUAUGGUAUCAUGUGCUUAAAAAGGCUGAACUAUGACAGGAAGGAGCUGGAGCGAAGAAGAGAGGAUUUUCAGCAUGACAUCAAAGAUACCCUGGUGUGGACCAAUGAUCAUGUGAUGCAGUGGAUUCAGAACAUCGGUCUGAAAGAGUACGGUAAUAACCUGCUGGAAAGCAGUGUGCAUGGAGCUCUCAUUGCCCUAGAUGAGACGUUUGACUUCAGCAGCUUGGCCCUCAUUCUACAGAUCCCCAUGCAGAACACUCAGGCCAGGCAGAUUCUGGAGAGGGAAUUUAACAACCUCUUAGCAUUGGGAACAGAUCGACGCCAGGAAGAGAGUGAUGACAAGUCUUUCCGAAGGUCUCCAUCGUGGCGUAAGCGCUUCAGGCCGAGGGACGGCCAGGGCCUGGGUAUGAUGCCGGGGUCCAUAGAGACUCUUCCCGUUGGCUUCCGCCUCAACACCAUGUCCAUUCCCCCCUCUAUGGCUGCUGUGCCCAAGAAACAGCUGCAACCAGAAGCAGCCGGUCCCCCGGCCCCGCAGAGACUAGACCCCUCAGCUGUCAGGACUUACUCCUGCUAACUUGCUUUUACUAAUCACUGCACUCACACUAACAGGUAAGCUGGUCACUGCAACCUCUCUGCUAAGAUAGAGAUGUUUAAUGAUGCUCAGAUUCAUUUCUUGGUUACUUUUCGUUUAGUACAUGAAUGGUCCGUUUUCUUUUGUGUAAAACUUAAGUAGAAUUGAAUGAAAGUUCAUAUAAUCCACUAGGAACCAGCUAGUAACCAAUCAGAACAUGCAGCAACUGUAUAGUAACUGAUUGCAUUAUUGCACUCCAUUA